CGCACGCGCGCGUCUGCGUCUCCGUAACUCAGUCAUCGUCCGCAGCGGCUGGCGAUUUUGGUGUGUUGUCCGAGGUGCGCCGCCCUUGCGCUCGAUCCCGCGACCCCGAGGAAGGGCUAUGACCUGCCGCGGGCGGUGAAGGGCGGGAGGAAGUCGGGGCGGAGGGCGUCGCUGGCCACGGAUCCAGGCGCUGGAAGGACUGCUCGGCUGCGUGUGGCUCUACUACCUGGCACUGGCACUGGGAGCGGGAGGCGAGGCGUCGUGGCCGGUCUCUCAUCGGCUGCCACGAUGGUGCCGGAAGCCAGGCUGUGCUAGGGCGGCCGCGGCGCUCAGUGAUGGUGGCGCGCGGGGGGCGAGUGAUCGGAGCAAGUGCCACGGCGGCUGACGGCGGCGGGGGCGCGCGACUUGGCUCGAAGGGCAUGGGCGCACGGGGCCUCGAGUGAUAGUGUUUUCUGGCGCGGGAGUGUGUGUUCGGGCGGCAGUCGACCCGCCCAUGUCCCUUACAGCUCAGGAGGUGGUGGAGCGCGCGGGCGUGGAGUUGUCCAAGUGUAUCACGGGCCUGGGACUCCGCUCCCGCAGCAAGGACAAGGAAAUCCGCGACGCCCCGGGGGCAAGCGGAGGCGGAGGCAGCGGCGCCGAGGGCAGCAGGAUGGGGUCCGUGCGGCGGGGGGGCGUCAUGGAGAAGGUGGCCAACGUGCUGUGCGGGAACAGCGUGGCCAGCAGUGGACUCGUCAAUGGCAAAGCCAAAAUGGACAAACCGAUUCCGCCGGAGAAGCCGAGUCGCUUCCUGCUGGGGAAGGUCCGGAACGGCGUCCCGGCGGGGCCCUCGGGCAACCCCCUGGUGCCCUUCAACGGCCACCAGGGGUCCCCGCGCCCCCUGCGCGCAGCCAGGUCGCCGGCGCACCUCCUGCGGGGGCACCGCUUCCUCACGUGGGACGAGCUCAUCCGGGACGAGGCUUUCCUGGCCAGGUUCUUCUCCUACUUCUCGCCCAUCGAGAGGACGGUGCUGGCCCAGGUGUGCCUGCGGUGGCGCGCCGUGCUGUACCAGCCCAAGUUCUGGCACGGCGUGCGGCCCGUCCUCCACUGCCGCGAAAUGCGCCACGCCAACGUCGAGCUCACCACCGACAUGCGGCGCCGCUUCUACGUGUCGGUGCAGAAGCGCGGCUUCGACUCCCUCGUGCUGAUGUGCGCCAACGACGAGGACCUCAUGGACCUGGUGGCCAACUACGCCGUCAACCACACGAAGGCGCUGCGCUCCGUGGCGCUGCGCUGCUCCAACGUGUCCGACAAGGGCCUGGAGACGCUGCUCGACCACCUCAACGGCGUGUACCAGCUGGAGCUCCAGGGCUGCAACGACGUGACGGAGGCCGGCCUGUGGGCGUGUCUCAACCCCCGCAUCGUGUCCCUGUCCGUGGCCGACUGCAUCAACGUGGCCGACGAGGCCGUGGGCGCCAUCGCCCAGCUCCUGCCGUCGCUCUACGAGCUUAACCUCCAGGCCUACCACGUCACCGACGCCGCCCUCGCCUUCUUCAGCCCGCGACAGACGUCCACGCUGUCAAUCCUCCGCCUCCACUCGUGCUGGGAGCUCACCAACCACGCUAUCGUUAACAUAGGUAUGUACCCACGUGGCUUUUUGCAUAAACACUGGCUGUUGUUGGUGCGAGUUCACGGGGAAGGGAGAGCGUGCGCCCCGCUGUGUUUUCAUGGCCCGUCGUGGGCCGCGGCGCUGGUGCAUUCCCUUUAAUGUGAUCUUUAGUUCUCACUCUCCCCGAUAUUCGCAGAUGAGGCGAGUUUUUCAAAGACGCCGUGGUGGGUCCGUAGACCUUUUCUUGUGAAUGAAGAGAGAAAUAGUAUUUUUUCUCUUAUUUUUCUUUUAACGAAAUUGGUUCUCUACGCCUUUCAUACCACAGUGGC
This is a messenger RNA of Penaeus indicus, 1914 nucleotides long. RefSeq names its product F-box/LRR-repeat protein 16-like. NCBI's taxonomy places the organism in Eukaryota, Metazoa, Arthropoda, Malacostraca, Decapoda, Penaeidae. The transcript has a single exon. Gene Ontology annotation, cellular component: cytoplasm. Bases 494 to 1744 code for a protein of 416 amino acids. The record is from RefSeq and is a predicted model, not a curated record. Gene Ontology annotation, molecular function: protein binding.